AUGGCCAUAAAACAGAUCCACCUACAAGCAGCGUUUGGAAUUUUUGUGGCUGUAAUAUACCAUUUGGUGAAGAAAAACGUACGGGCUCCAUUCAUAGAUGAGAUAUUUCACUUGCGGCAGUGCAUAAAAUACUGCAAUAAUGACUUUUAUAACUGGGAUAACAAAAUCACCACUCCUCCAGGACUCUAUAUACUUGGCUAUUUGUACGGCAAAGCCUUGAAUAUUGUCGGAAACGCAGAUUACUGCUCAGAUUAUGAUGUACUAAGGUCAUUGAACCUAUUGGGUGGAACUAUUGUGAUGCCAUAUAUGUUGCAAUGGCUCAACAGCAAAAAUGGAUGGACCAUCAAUAUCGUAUCAUUGCCAUUGUUGUUCACGUAUUACUUUCUCUUCUACACAGAUGUGUGGUCCACGGUGCUUUUGGUCUCAGCUUUAGCCUUUGUUCAGCAACCCACGAUUUCCAAUAGUGUACUAGGAGGAUUACUAGCAUUCGCUAGUUUGUGGUUUCGACAAACAAACAUCGUUUGGAUCUUUUUCAUUACCGUGGUGUUGGUGGAAAGGAAGCUAGACAUCGGCUCCCAGUUCCAAAUGUCAGAUAUCCAGCUUUUUAUCAUGGGAUGUUUUAGGAAUUGGCACCUAAUUCUUCCCUUUGUAGCCAACGGCAUUUUCUUCAUUGCAUUUCUCGUUGUUAACGGCGGUAUCACUUUCGGCGACAAGGAGAACCACGAGAUGCAAUUGCAUCUAGUUCAGGUUUUUUAUUGCCUCACUUUCAUCACAAUUUUCACCUGGCCAAUUUGGCUCUCUCGCGGCCAACUCAAAAGAUACUUGCAGUUCUCUUAUUUGAACAAUUAUGGUUUCAAUCUGCUUUUAACAACUAUCUGCUUGUUUGCAAUCACGAAGAUAAUCGAAAAUUUCACCGUGGUGCACCCAUUUUUACUUGCUGACAAUCGUCACUAUACAUUCUACAUUUGGAGACGAAUUCUUCUGCACAAAAAUAGCAAGUACUUUAUGGCUCCUAUCUACCAUUUCGCAACAUGGACAGUGGCAGAUUCCUUGAGAUCCAAGAGAAACAACCCCUCGUUGGGCUGGACUGCGGUGGUGGCAUAUUUCGUAUCAAUAUGUGUAACGGUGAUACCGUCCCCUCUCUUUGAACCAAGGUAUUACAUCGUUCCGUUGGUAUUGUUUAAAAUCUAUUGCAGCCCUCAGAUGGACAAUUUAGUUUGGCACAAAGACGAAAACUUCUAUUACCGCCAGGUCCUUGAUUUUGUUUGGCUCAAUGGAGUAAACGUGCUCGCCAUGGGUGUAUUCUUUGGCUACGAAUUUUAUUGGCUCAGUGAGCCAACGAGUAUCCAAAGAAUAAUUUGGUGA
This is a messenger RNA of Meyerozyma guilliermondii ATCC 6260, 1365 nucleotides long. It is a transcript of the gene DIE2, whose product is annotated as dolichyl-P-Glc:Glc(2)Man(9)GlcNAc(2)-PP-dolichol alpha-1,2- glucosyltransferase. Bases 1 to 1365 code for a protein of 454 amino acids. Gene Ontology annotation, cellular component: endoplasmic reticulum. The transcript has a single exon. NCBI's taxonomy places the organism in Eukaryota, Fungi, Ascomycota, Pichiomycetes, Serinales, Debaryomycetaceae. The record is from RefSeq and is a predicted model, not a curated record. Gene Ontology annotation, biological process: protein N-linked glycosylation; dolichol-linked oligosaccharide biosynthetic process. Gene Ontology annotation, molecular function: dolichyl pyrophosphate Glc2Man9GlcNAc2 alpha-1,2-glucosyltransferase activity.